CGGAGCCUCCGCCUGGGGCUCCCCGUUUUUUGCUUGUUUCCCCGCAACUACCCGUCCCCACCCCAGCUCCCAUUGGCUGGGCCAACUGUGGUGUGGCUGUCGCCGUUCGUCGGAGGAGCCUUAAUCGGCCACCUGCCGCGUUCCACAGGCUCCUUGCAUCUCGGAUUUCGGGGCGGCAUCUUUUCCCUCCCCCAUCUUUCCCUGCUUCUUUGCACCCCGCUUUUUCUGCGUUCCGCCAGGAUUUUGUAGCCGUCUGUUUUUUUGCACCCCUUUUUUGUGUUUUGCUUCUAGGCGGUGUGUAGGGUGAAGCUGUCUUGGCAUCCCUUCCCCUGGUUAUCUUUCCCUGUUUAGACAGCCCCCCUUUCUAUCGCAGUCGGGGGGGCCUAGCCGCGGCGCACCUCCGCUACGCUGCCAGCAGACCACAGCGAGUGGCUGUGCACCCCGGAAUUUGCAGCAGCUGCAUUUCUGAGCGGAGUCUCCCUCGCCUCGCUCCCCGCGCAUUUGGGUGCGUGGAGGGCUUCAGCGUGCGACGUCCCCGCUUCUCCGCAGCCCCCCGCAGCGCGCCGGGACUCGCCCCGUGCCGCCAAGAUGGUCAUCCAGAAAGAGAAGAAGAGCUGCGGGCAGGUGGUUGAGGAGUGGAAGGAGUUCGUGUGGAACCCGCGGACGCACCAGUUCAUGGGGCGCACCGGGACCAGCUGGGCCUUCAUCCUCCUCUUCUACCUCGUCUUCUAUGGCUUCCUCACGGCCAUGUUCACCCUCACCAUGUGGGUGAUGCUGCAGACUGUCUCUGACCAUACUCCCAAGUACCAGGAUCGACUGGCCACACCAGGCUUGAUGAUUCGCCCCAAGACUGAGAACCUCGAUGUCAUUGUCAACAUCAGUGACACCGAAAGCUGGGAGCAGCAUGUCCAGAAGCUCAACAAGUUCUUAGAGCCUUACAACGACUCCAUCCAAGCUCAAAAGAACGAUGUCUGCCGCCCUGGUCGAUAUUAUGAGCAACCAGACAAUGGGGUUCUCAACUAUCCAAAGCGUGCCUGCCAAUUCAACCGGACACAGCUGGGCAAUUGCUCUGGCAUUGGGGACCCUACCCACUACGGUUACAGCACUGGGCAGCCCUGUGUCUUCAUCAAAAUGAACCGGGUCAUCAACUUUUAUGCAGGGGCAAAUCAGAGUAUGAACGUGACCUGUGUUGGGAAGAGAGAUGAAGAUGCUGAGAAUCUUGGCCACUUCGUCAUGUUCCCUGCCAAUGGCAACAUUGACCUCAUGUACUUUCCCUACUAUGGCAAAAAAUUCCAUGUGAACUAUACACAGCCCCUGGUGGCUGUGAAGUUCCUGAAUGUGACCCCCAACGUGGAGGUGAAUGUAGAAUGCCGCAUUAACGCUGCCAAUAUCGCCACAGACGAUGAGAGAGACAAGUUUGCUGGCCGUGUGGCCUUCAAACUUCGAAUCAACAAAACCUGAGGCUCCCCCUCCCCCCACUUUCCUGUGGAUGCUUCUGGAAUGUCCUUGACCCUGCCUGAUCCCUCCCUCACCCACCCCAAAGGUAUUUUUUAUAACAGAGCUAUGACUUAUCUGAGCCUCACAUCCCUGUAAAGCCUCAGCUUCUCAACCUAGCCUGAUGUCCACACGAUUUCCAUCAUCUUCCAACCUUAGCUUAGCCAGAGACAGAUAGAUGGGCUAUCAGGAUGGCCGCAGAGGAGUUAGGAGUUUCCUAGUCAGGAGCUGGAGCUGUUACUCAGUGAUAGAGGAGGUGCCUGGCAUGCCCAAGGGCCUCAGCUCUGCUGGACUCUUUCUAGUUUGAGUUUAUGCGUGAGAUGUCCUUACAGCUCUUGCCUCAAUUUCUACUCCCAUCCCCAGAGAGCUAUAGAAAAUGGCCAUGAACCCACCCACCUAUAUACUCAACCCACCCCCUCCCCUCCCGAGGCCCC
Peromyscus eremicus (cactus mouse) is the source of this 1928-nucleotide messenger RNA. RefSeq names its product ATPase Na+/K+ transporting subunit beta 2 (gene Atp1b2). Lineage: Eukaryota; Metazoa; Chordata; Mammalia; Rodentia; Cricetidae. Gene Ontology annotation, molecular function: ATPase activator activity. The record is from RefSeq and is a predicted model, not a curated record. Gene Ontology annotation, cellular component: sodium:potassium-exchanging ATPase complex. The transcript has 7 exons. Bases 589 to 1461 code for a protein of 290 amino acids. Gene Ontology annotation, biological process: potassium ion import across plasma membrane; intracellular potassium ion homeostasis; sodium ion export across plasma membrane.